UUACUCGCUCGCAUGAACUUUGCUUCAACGCCCUGCCUUUCUCCACCUACGCUCUUUACUUUUCUCCAAACAGCUGCGCUUCCCUAGCUAUUAAAAUCGAAGGAAAUCUUCGUCAAACGACACGCUACACCUCCUAUCUGCGUUCAAGUGAAGACCCGGAAAGCAUCGCUGCUAGGAGCCUCGGACAUCACGGAAUCUCCCAAAUCUUCAGUCGGCUCGUGUUCUGUAAACGGCUUCAAGAAAUGCUUGGUGUAGUGUUGCAAGAUUAGUAUCUUUUACAAAUUUCAACUGCUGCACCUUGUCAUCCAAGCUACUAGGUGUGCAUGCUUCAUUGUGUGAACAGAGGAAAUGUGGGUGUAUGAUGGAUGUCUACAAAUCCUCAAGAUCCAGAAAUUGCGAAGAGUAGUGUCCUAUGCCGGAUUCUAUUGCUUCACUGCACUCCUUACUUAUAUGUACACCAAUAAUACUACUCGAGCUGGGUACUCAAGAGGCGACCAAUAUUAUGCUUCUUAUCCAGCUGGCACUGAGCUCCUCACUGACCAAGCCAAGUUAUACAAAGUUGCACUUGGCAAUUGUUUUGAAUUGGAAGAGUGGGGGCCGGUUGAAUGGUCUAUCAUGGCCAAACAUUUUGAGCGCCAAGGGAAGACGCCGUAUGCAUAUCAUGCGCAAUAUAUGGCACACCUUGUCUCCAAUGGGCUACUCGAUGGAAGCGGGUAGAGUUAAAGAGAGAAUUGUCUCAACAAUCCCUUUGAAAUUGUUUCUACAAGGCUUGAAACUGCUGAAUUGAUGGGAAAAGUGUAAAUCGCCUCACAAAUCUUGAGUUUUGUUUGGUGUAUUUUAUGUUUGGUAAGGAAUUCUUAUUCAGAAGGAACGAUGCGCAAAAACUUAUAGGGCACGUGUUGAUUUUUGAAGGGUUUCGGAGAGUUAGGCUUGUAUCUUGAUAUAUCUUGAUAUAUAUAUUUGAGAUUGUAUUUCUCAAAACUGAAGGAAUAACAUAGAAGUUGAUCAUGUAACAAUUCAGUCGCCAAAAUCCAUAAUCCAUCAAACUGACAGUUGAGAAAGAAACAUUUUGUGUUUUUGCCAAUAUUAUAAUGAACUUCAUACAAAUUUUA
Molecule: messenger RNA, 1112 nt
Organism: Cuscuta epithymum
Lineage: Eukaryota; Viridiplantae; Streptophyta; Magnoliopsida; Solanales; Convolvulaceae
Source: the annotation of a GenBank genome assembly